AUGGGAAGGGCAAGCAGAUGGGUGAUGAACUUGUUUCUGGGGAAAAAGGAGGAGAAGGGGAAAGACAAGUCUUUAUCCGAAAUGAGUGCCGGAACUUCAGUUGCAAUUGUACCAAGAACUCCAAUUUACAAGAGAAGGUGGAGCUUCGGCAGAACAACAGCGAAAGAGAAAGCUCACAAGAGUUCUAAAUCUCUAGACUUGAGCACCACCAAAACAAUAGUACUACAAACUGAUGCAGACUCAGAGAAUCAACAGAAUAAUAUGACCGUGGUAGCGGCAACUUCUGUAUCUGUUAUGCCAACAAAACAUGCAUCGGAUGGAAUAACCGUUAGAGUUGAAAAUGCUGCUGCUACCAAGAUUCAAGCCGCUUUCCAUACUUAUUUGGUACUUAUCCAAACUCACAUUCUACUUCCAAAAUCAUAUCGUAGGCAAGUGAAAAUGAUCAGACUAUUUAUGCAGGCAAAGAAAGCACUUUGUGCUCUGAGGAGUCUAGUCAAGUUACAAGCACUGGUAAGAGGUCACCUGGUGAGGAAGCAAACAACUACGACUAUUCGUUGCAUGCACGCACUAAUGUCAAUACAAGUCAGAGCUCGAUUUCAAAGAGUCCAGAUGGCUGAGGAAUCUGCUUCUAAAAGACUGUCUUCAAGGCACACAAAUACUCCUCUAGACAGCAGAUCCAGAAAAUCUCAUACCGAAACAAUCGGCGUAAAUGUUCAUGAGACACGCAGAGUUUGGAACAGCAAACAUGGCUUUCUAAAUCAUCCAGACAUGCGGCACAUAGAUAAUGGGUUAAACAGUUAUUUUUAUGGAGAUCUUUCAAUCUCAGAGCAAAAGCAUCAAUAUAAAGAGUUAUCCUUCAACACAGCACACACCAGCCCUAAUAAUCAUUCCAAAAUUACCAAAUCAAUUUCUGGGAGUGCUUCGUUCAGUUUUCAGCAGCACCCAAUGUCUAAUGACCAAUCUUUCCAGCCAAAUUACAUGGCAAACACAGAAUCUUCAAGGUCUAAAGCCAGGUCACAAAGUGAACCAAAACAGCGACCCAACAGGAGCAUGAAAUCAAAAGGCAAUGAAGUGAAUGGUCAACAAGAUGAAUAUACAGGACCCUCUUCUUCACGAUCAAAACGCUUUGAUCAUGAAAACCAUGACCUCUGGCUUGUCAAGUUUUACCAAACAACACAAACUCUCAAGGACAUGGAAAGUGAUGUCUACAGCAGAGUUUGUCACUCGAAUUACAGCAACAACCUACUUGCAUAUGAGAACCCUCUGAACCAACCAAAGAAUUUUUUUGGCACGAAUGACCAGCAAUUAGGUUCAGCUUCAACAAUAAAUGGAACUCUUCAGCAAAAUAUGAACAUACAUCUAGUGUUCAACAAGGUAAUCAACCCUGAAAAAGCUGUAAAUGCAUACAUAAGCUUUCCAGAAAGCACAUUUGGAUGUUUGAGAUUAGGAGUGCACCUUGUUUCCUCAUCCUUCCUUCUUGAUUAUAUUGUGAAUCUUCAUCAGGACAAAUUGGACAGCUCUAAAGGUUCAAAUCUCUAA
Molecule: messenger RNA, 1539 nt
Organism: Tripterygium wilfordii
Lineage: Eukaryota; Viridiplantae; Streptophyta; Magnoliopsida; Celastrales; Celastraceae
Exons: 5
Coding region: 1-1539 (512 amino acids)
Molecular function (GO): protein binding
Source: RefSeq, a predicted model, not a curated record